CCAGUAACAACAAGAGCACUGAAAUCAAAACAAUACAUUUCAGGAACUCAACUUCCUGAUUUUUACAACUCAGUGCCAACUUUAACCACUGCUGUCUAGGUGUGAUGAACUAACGUGGCUCAGAGACGGAAAGCAGACAACAACUGAUGUGACUUCCAUUGAGGAGCUGCCAAAUGGAAACUGGCUCUACCAGAUCCAUUCCUUCUUGGAGUAUACACCCACACCUGAGGAAAAAAUCUCAUGCAUGGUGCAGCAUGCAACCCUCAUGAAGCCCCUGAUAUAUGACUGGGAACCAUCGCCUGACUCAGGGAGAGAUAAGAUUGCUGUUGGUGCAGCAGGGCUGCUGCUGGGUUUGGUGUUUUCAGUUGCUGGGCUCAUUUACUACAAUAAGAAAUCCAGUGGGCGGGUCAUGGUGUCAACAACCGAGGUUUUAUACCCCGAUGACACACUUUGAGUCGGAGCAGCCUUUUGGAUUUCACUGAGAUUUUGGUUCUGAUUAUGUAAAACGUUGUGGUCGACUUGCUUGUCCUUAAACUGCCGUCUGAGCUUUUCACAGAUGCACAGA
Messenger RNA from Haplochromis burtoni (Burton's mouthbrooder), 565 nucleotides. RefSeq names its product rano class II histocompatibility antigen, A beta chain. Gene Ontology annotation, molecular function: MHC class II protein complex binding. Gene Ontology annotation, biological process: antigen processing and presentation of exogenous peptide antigen via MHC class II; immunoglobulin production involved in immunoglobulin-mediated immune response; immune response. The record is from RefSeq and is a predicted model, not a curated record. NCBI's taxonomy places the organism in Eukaryota, Metazoa, Chordata, Actinopteri, Cichliformes, Cichlidae. Gene Ontology annotation, cellular component: MHC class II protein complex; membrane.